GUAAUUGAAAUUUUCAAUAAUAAAUUCUUUUACGUGAAUAUAGUUACACUACACAAUUUUAGACACUGAAAAUUGCUAUAUUAAAGACAUAAAAAUUUGAUGAAUUGUUUACAUCAAUUUAGAAACUACGGAAAAGGUAAUAAGAAAUACAAAAUAGUAUGUAUACAACUGAAAAAUCAAUGGAAGCAUUCGUAUAAAAAUAACUACCAAAAAAUAUUGUAUAUAGACGCUUAUAAUAGUAUAAACAUAUCCUUAAUAAAAAUACAUAUCAUUGCUUAAAUAUUCUUGUUCUAUUGUCAAUAUGUAUCAUAACAUAAAAUAGGAUUGAUUAUUCAUUUUAUAAGUUUUAUUGUUCCUCAGAAUCUAUAGUAUCGACGUAAUAAAAUAUUUGUGACGUUGGCGACCUCUAUCUUAAAUUUCAAAUUGUAUAGAUACUGAAAAUACCUAAUUUAUCUACAGCUUAUAGUAUGUACCGCGAUUUCAAAAAUGUGUUUACAUACUUCGUGAAUUAUGUUCUGGAUUGAAGUCGUGCCAUGCUUACUACGUUUGUUUAAAGAUUCGUCAUAAUUCCUUAAUAAAGUUAUAAAAUUACUUCAGAAUUUUUCAUUUCUGGAUAUUUCUAAAAUAUUUGUAACUAUGAACGAUGAACAUAUUGUUUUAACAUUACCUGAUACUCAAAACGCGGACUCGGUAUGUUUAACCCAGUCUCAAUCUCAAGAUUUGUCACAAGAAAAAACUAUGACUAUCUGGGGGAGACUAUGCCCCAUUAAGUUACCUUUUAAAACAAUGGAAUUGAUCAAGGAUAUAUAUACACUUGGUCGAUCAGAAAGCUGUGAUAUUUGUAUAACUAACAACGAUUUAAAACCAAAAUGGGUUAGUGUGAUGAGCAAAGUACACUUUAAGAUAACCAGAGAAUAUAUUGAUGAUAACUCCAAUGAUGCUGUAGUAUAUUUGGAAGAUUUAAGUCAAAAUGGUACUUUUGUUAAUAAACAGAAAGUUGGCCGUGGAAAUAAAGUUGUACUUGAAAGUAACGAUAUUAUAUCGUUAGCACAACCUAUUGUCACUGUAUAUGUGUUCAUGAGUACUAGUGCAUUUGAAACCAAUGACUUGCCUCCAGAGCUCAAAAGCAGAUAUGCUGUGUCACGUAAAUUAGGGUGUGGAGCAUGUGGAGAGGUAAAAUUGGUUUUCUCAAAAGUUGGUUGUAAAAAAUUUGCCAUGAAGACAAUUUUGAAAAUGGGUAACAUGACGAAUGGAACAAAGAAUUCAUUAAAUAAUCCAGAAAAAAUUAUGAAUGAAGUCAAAAUAUUAAAAGCUCUAAAACAUCCUUGUAUAAUUAGAAUGGAAGAUAUUGUAGAUACUCCGAAGGCAGUGUAUAUAGUUUUAGAACUAAUGGAGGGUGGUGAACUGUUCGAAAGGAUUAAAAGCAGGGGAAGGUUGACAGAAAAGAGUGCAAAAUUAAUAUUUUAUCAAGUUGUACUUGCUGUUAGUUACCUUCAUGACUCUGGUAUAACACAUAGAGAUCUGAAGCCAGAAAACAUAUUGUUAGCUAGUCAUUCAGAUAUUACAUUAGCUAAAGUAUCAGAUUUUGGUUUAUCAAAAUUAGUUGAUGCACAAACUAUGAUGAAAACUUUUUGUGGUACUCCUAUGUAUGUUGCCCCAGAAAUAUUAUCUAAUAUUGGACGUGGUUCGUAUACGAAUCAAGUGGAUGUAUGGAGUCUAGGAGUAAUAUUAUAUGCUUGUUUAAGUGGUUCAGUUCCCUUUAAUUGCCAGGAUAAAAAAAUCAGUUUACAAGAGCAAAUCAAAAAAGGAUGCUACAGCUUUCCUUCUACAAAAUUUGGUCAUGUUACCAAUAAAGCCAUAGACCUGAUUCAACGUAUGAUGACAGUCAACCCAAAAAAAAGGAUCAGUAUAAAACAAGUUUUGUUACAUCCCUGGUUACAGGAUCGUGAACUGAGAAAUUCUGCAGACAUGUUAUUAUCUCAAGAAGAUAAUGAGAACAUGGCACCUCCAAAUGUUUCCAAUAAUUGCCAAUACAAGAAUGAGCAAUAUCGAAGCUUAGCAAAGCGAGCACGGUUGGAGACAAGUUCAAAAACUAGCAAUAAGUAAUAUAUAACUAAAGAAAAUUAUUUAUUAAAAGUAGAUUAUUUUGUAACUUAUUGUAAGUUGUAGUCAUAAAAUUGUUUGACUGAUCAUUCGAAAUCUAAUUUAUUUGAUAUAUGUUAAAUAUAUAUACGAAGUACGUUAAAUCAUUCUUU
Molecule: messenger RNA, 2255 nt
Organism: Megalopta genalis
Lineage: Eukaryota; Metazoa; Arthropoda; Insecta; Hymenoptera; Halictidae
Product: ovarian-specific serine/threonine-protein kinase loki
Biological process (GO): protein phosphorylation
Molecular function (GO): protein kinase activity; protein binding; ATP binding
Source: RefSeq, a predicted model, not a curated record